UGAAUUCUUGGCUCAAAGCCUCAAACCAAGAACAUUUCGAGAAUCUGCCAGUACCGAAAAUUGAUAUUUAAUUCUGACAUUUUGAUUUUGUCCCCUUCCUUCAUCGGGAGGAGGAGGAGGAACACCGCCUACUUUUCGUUUGUGAAUCUGUGAUACUGUUUUGGAUUCUUCUUUCUUUCCUCAAUAAUUGAGCAGCGACUGUGAGCACCAUCGAAAUCGCAAUUCAUUUUCUACCGCAAAAUCGUUUGAAUUUUGAGUUGCCAUCACUCUCUCCCUCCUCCUUAAGCUUCUUCGGCAACGGUGUAACAAUGGCGUCCCAAGAUGCUCACCACCACCACCAUGGACACGACCAUCACCACGACCACGACCAUCACCACGACCACGAGAAACCUCACGGCGAUUCGUCUUUUGUUGGAGCAGAUGGUAGGGUUUUUCACAGUCAUGAUGGACUAGCUCCUCACUCCCAUGAGCCCAUUUACUCUCCUGGCUUCUUCAGCAGGAGAGCUCCGCCGCUUCUUACUAGAAAUUUUAAAGAGAGAGCUUUCACCGUCGGUAUUGGUGGCCCUGUUGGUACUGGGAAGACGGCUCUGAUGCUGGCACUUUGUACCGUCUUGCGUGACAAGUACAGUCUAGCUGCAGUCACCAAUGAUAUCUUCACAAAAGAGGAUGGAGAAUUUUUGGUGAAGCAUGGAGCACUACCAGAGGAAAGGAUUAGAGCAGUGGAAACUGGUGGCUGCCCACAUGCUGCUAUUCGCGAAGACAUCAGUAUUAAUCUCGGACCUCUCGAGGAGCUUUCAAACUUGUAUAAAACAGACAUGCUUCUCUGUGAAUCCGGUGGAGAUAACUUGGCUGCCAACUUCAGCAGGGAACUUGCUGACUAUAUCAUUUACAUCAUAGAUGUGUCUGGUGGCGAUAAAAUUCCUCGAAAAGGUGGCCCCGGGAUCACCCAAGCCGAUCUCCUUGUAAUAAACAAAACUGACCUUGCUCCAGCAGUUGGAGCUGAUUUAGGAGUUAUGGAGCGCGACGCAUUGAAAAUGCGAGACGGGGGACCAUUUGUAUUUGCUCAGGUGAAACAUGGAGUUGGCGUCGAGGAAAUUGUGAACCACAUCAUACAAGCUUGGGAAGCAGCAACAGGAAAGAAACGGCAUUGACAUCUCUCAGUUGAAAAAUGGCUAGAGUCUGGUUUAAGCUUAACCUAUGGGCUGUUCUACUUAGUUUAGCUGCUUACAUUUCAGAACUAAAUGCUGUCAAUCUUGUUUAAGGAAAAGUUUGAACUUUUAGCUUCGGCACUUCUUAUUUUAGAUCACAUCACAAGAGACUUGGAAUUCCAUGGCUUUUAUAUGCCUCGGCAAAUGAUUAGAACAAUGAAUUAGUUUGGCCGUUCAAGACUA
Momordica charantia (bitter melon) is the source of this 1391-nucleotide messenger RNA. RefSeq names its product urease accessory protein G (gene UREG). Gene Ontology annotation, biological process: urea catabolic process. Lineage: Eukaryota; Viridiplantae; Streptophyta; Magnoliopsida; Cucurbitales; Cucurbitaceae. Gene Ontology annotation, molecular function: nickel cation binding; GTPase activity. The record is from RefSeq and is a predicted model, not a curated record.